Molecule: messenger RNA, 2402 nt
Organism: Leucoraja erinaceus (little skate)
Lineage: Eukaryota; Metazoa; Chordata; Chondrichthyes; Rajiformes; Rajidae
Gene: nme5
Product: NME/NM23 family member 5
Exons: 5
Coding region: 883-1515 (210 amino acids)
Biological process (GO): negative regulation of oxidative stress-induced intrinsic apoptotic signaling pathway; CTP biosynthetic process; GTP biosynthetic process
Molecular function (GO): nucleoside diphosphate kinase activity
Source: RefSeq, a predicted model, not a curated record
AGAAACACCGACGUACAAAGCAGACCUACAAUAGUGCAUGAUCUCUCUCGCGUUAUGGCAGGUGGUUGUCGCCUGCCCGCUGUUUCUGACGCUAAAGCUUUGGGAUCGUUGCCCUUCGUGUAGGCGUGGAGGUGCAGGGGGGUAUUGUGCUGUUUGAUCGCCCCCUGCUAUCCCAGGGACAGGGAGACACAGCGGCUUUUGAGACUGGUGGGCAAUCACUUCCAAAGUGUCUGCCCACACAGUCAGUACACCUCUCCUACACUUGUCUCCCGCAUAUAGGCUAAACGCAGGCAGGUGCGACUAGUGUAGAUGGGGCAUCUCAUAGGCCGAUGGGCCUGUUUCCGUGCUCUAUGACUCCAUCUACGAUUUCUUGUGUCUCUGUUUGACUUGCCCGAAUUACCUUAAAUAGGGGUCCCGACCCGAAACGUCACCCACCCUUUUUCUCGCCUAAUCUGCUGAGUUACUCCAGUACUUUCUAUAUAUCAUACUCCAGCAUCCGCAGUUCCUUUCUACACACCCAUUGCAUUGUAGUCAGCUACUAGUAAAUAUUUGCACCUAAUUACGAUUUAAUCAGAACGCGUUCUGAAGAAAUACCGGUAGAAUAAAACGGGGAGCGAGUAUAAAGUCGGGAAGACGGGUUGCUUCUGGGGAAAGUGUCAUUGGGGAAAAACGCUACUUUGUGUUCCUUGGCAACAGUUGUGAGGCAACUCUAACAAAAGCAGGAGUGAAAUCCCAGCCGUGUUUCCGUUCUUUUGUAUCACCAAACACCCCUUCGCGUUUUAACAAAAAAUACGGCGCGUAACAUUGACAUUUUCCUGGGAUUGUUAACUUUGCAAUAUUUGUUGGAGCGGGUGCGGUAUCCGGAGCAUACGCGAGUAAGUAAUGGAGAAAGCACAGUCCACAGCAGGGGUGUAUGUGGAGAGGACGCUGGCUCUCAUCAAACCCGACGGCAUCGACAAGGCGGGUGAAAUUGAAGAGAUCAUUCUCCGCUCUGGCUUCACCAUUAUCCAGAAAAGGAAAGUCUGUUUAAGCCCGGAGGUGUGCAGUGAUAUUUAUGCAGCACAUUAUGGAAAAAUGUUCUUUCCCAGUUUAACAGCGUUCAUGAGUUCUGGGGCAAGUGUUGCCAUGGUUAUUGCCAGAGAUCAAGCUAUUGCAUAUUGGAAUGGGUUGAUUGGACCUGCAAAUAGUGUAAAGGCUAGAGAAACUCACCCUGUUAGUUUAAGAGCAUUAUAUGGGACGGAUGAUCUUAGGAACGCCGUACAUGGCAGUGGGACUUUUUCUGCAGCAGAGAGGGAAAUUCGGAUAAUCUUUCCUGAUGCUUCUAUUGAUCCAAUUCCCAACAGUCAAUCUGCAAUAAGUUACCUGAACAAACAUGUAAUUCCUACUUUGUUGGCUGGCCUAAGUGAACUCUGCAAGAAGAAACCCACUAGUCCAAUUACCUGGCUUGCAGACUGGCUAAUUGCAAACAAUCUCAACAAGCCAAACAUUUGUGAGGAUUUUUUGGAUGAGCCCUAAAAUGGCUAUUCUGACAGUUUGGGCGAACAACAACUUCACUUCGAGCAAAUAUUAACUGCAGGAGGAAUUUUACCAUCACAGGCGGAUGGCUUUGUGUUUUAAUACAUUCAACACAAUUUAUGCUGUUAACAUUUUAAUAUCAACUUUUGAUGUUGGCAACGAAUGGCAAAUGCAGAAAAAUAAUGAAGCAUUAAUGUCCCUCACUUGAUGACCCCCAAAGAAACCUGCUGAUAUUUAAUAAUAAUUUAUUUGUAUUAGAAUGUUUUACUCAAAAUCCAUUCAUUAGCAAGGUUAGAGAUUGCCAAGCUGAUCACUGUUGUGUUGGACUCGCCUAAUUGAUGGGGCAAGCUUGAUAUUCCUGUGAAGCUUUGCAAGCUGUAGCAUCUUUUGAAGUAUAUUGAUUUGGUUUCUCCAUUUUCCUCAGAUGUUUUCUUCACUAUUUGUUAAAUGUUUACCUAAAUUAUGCUUGACAUAUAGAAACAAGGAACUGCAAACGCUGGUUUACACAAAAGGACACAAGAUGAUGGAGUGACUCAGUGGGUCAAGUAGCAACUCUGGAGAACAUGGAUGAAUGACAUUUCAGGUCACCUAUCAAUGUUCUCCAGAGAUGCCGCUGAGUUACUCCAGCACUUUGUGUCCUUUUGUGAUUAACAUACCAUGUCUAUCAACUUGUAAUAAUUCACUCCACACUCGUGAAUUAAAAUAAUUCUUCCUAGUAUCUUUAUGCAUCUAGUUUCAGUCCAAGAUACAAAUGUGGUUAGUGUGUGUGAUCAAUAAACAAUGGAAAUAUUUCCUAAAUUCACUCUUUCAGAAUUUUGAACAUUUUUGUAAUUUUUCACCAUCAUAGUCAUAUAAUCAUUUUAUUUCAAACCUAUUUCUGAUCAGUU